Molecule: messenger RNA, 912 nt
Organism: Achroia grisella
Lineage: Eukaryota; Metazoa; Arthropoda; Insecta; Lepidoptera; Pyralidae
Gene: ccdc25
Product: coiled-coil domain-containing protein 25
Exons: 4
Coding region: 204-827 (207 amino acids)
Source: RefSeq, a predicted model, not a curated record
UCAUAUUUAUUAUAUUAUUUAUAAUAGUAUUUUAUAAAUUAAAAUAAAACUUUAUAUUCAACACCUUUAAAUUAAAUAAUAAUCCCUUAAGAUUUCUAUAUAUACCUAUAAUCUAAGGGUAGUUGCUAACGUUUCUAUUUCUUUUUAAUCACCGAGCAAAUAAUAACAAACAAGAAUAAGUUAAUAUUUAGUUUCAAGCAAAUAUGGUGUUCUACUUUACUAGUAAUGUAGUUUCUCCAUCAGUAACGUUGUUUAUGGGGGCUGAUAAACAUGAAAACGAAGACCUUAUAAAAUGGGGAUGGCCAGAAGAUGUAUGGUUCCAUGUUGAUAAGGUGUCAUCUGCUCAUGUGUAUCUGCGACUAGCACCUGGUCAGACAAUAGAUGAUAUUCCAAAUUCAGUUCUUGAUGAUGCAUGUCAGCUAGUGAAGGCAAAUUCUAUAAAUGGAAAUAAAAUGAAUGAUAUAGACAUUGUAUAUACAAUGUGGUCCAAUUUGAAAAAGACAGCAGGAAUGGAGGUGGGACAAGUAGCAUUUCACAAAGAUAAAGAUGUGAGAAAAGUGAGAGUAGCAAAAAGAAGUAAUGAAAUUGUUAAUAGAUUAAAUAAAACUAAAAAAGAACAGUUUCCUGACUUGAGACAAGAGCGGGAAACUAGAGAUAGAUUAGAAAGAGAAGAUAAAAAGAAAUUGUUAAGAGAAAAGAAAGAUAAGGAAAAGGAAGAAGAGAAAAGAAAAAAGGAAGAAGCUGAACUAAGAAACUACUCCACAUUGAUGAAAAAAGAAAAUAUGACAACAAAUUAUGAUGGAAAUGAUUCUGAUGAAUUUAUGUGAAAGUGAGAAAUAAAAAUUGUUUACAUAUAAGUUGUUACCUGCUGUUUUAAUAUUAAUAGAUUUUAUGUAUGUAAACUUUGUGAUU